Lagopus leucura (white-tailed ptarmigan) is the source of this 1870-nucleotide messenger RNA. It is a transcript of the gene EDNRB, whose product is annotated as endothelin receptor type B. Gene Ontology annotation, cellular component: membrane. Gene Ontology annotation, biological process: enteric nervous system development; G protein-coupled receptor signaling pathway; vasoconstriction. Lineage: Eukaryota; Metazoa; Chordata; Aves; Galliformes; Phasianidae. The record is from RefSeq and is a predicted model, not a curated record. Gene Ontology annotation, molecular function: endothelin receptor activity. The transcript has 7 exons. The coding region runs from base 119 to 1438 and encodes 439 amino acids.
GCGGGAGGAGCGGGAGCAGAGUGGGUCUUCCCGGUCACGCUUUUUCCCUUCGCCCCGGCGGGACUCGCUGCGGCCUCGCACUCGCUUCCCAGCCCCGCUCACUGCGCGGCUAGGGGCCAUGCCCGCCGCCCGCCUCUGGCUGCUGCUCGCCCUCUUGCUGCUCUUGCUCGGCCGCCGCCCCGCCGCCGCCGAGGGCGACGGAGCCCUGCGCCCGCCGGCUCACGGGCGGCUGAGUCCGGCGGCAGCCGACGGAACCCCUCCGACGGCCGCGCCUCCAGCGCCGCGCGGCGCCGAGCCCAAUGCCUCCCGGGCGGCCGCGCUGCCCCAGGGCGGCGGGGGAGCGGGCGGAGGGCGACCGCGUUCGGGUUCGCCGCCGAUGUGCACCGGGCAGACGGAGAUCAAGGAGACCUUCAAGUAUAUCAACACGGUGGUGUCAUGCCUGGUUUUCGUCCUGGGCAUCAUCGGCAACUCCACGUUGUUGCGGAUCAUCUAUAAGAACAAGUGCAUGAGGAACGGCCCCAACAUCCUCAUCGCCAGCCUGGCGCUGGGUGACUUGCUGCACAUCAUCAUCGACAUCCCCAUCAGCGUCUACAAGCUACUUGCAAAGGACUGGCCCUUUGGUGUCGAAAUGUGUAAAUUAGUGCCCUUCAUUCAAAAAGCAUCAGUGGGCAUCACAGUGUUGAGUUUGUGUGCCCUCAGUAUAGACAGGUACCGAGCAGUUGCUUCUUGGAGUCGAAUUAAAGGAAUCGGAGUGCCAAAGUGGACUGCUGUUGAAAUUGUACUCAUCUGGGUUAUAUCAGUGGUAUUGGCUGUUCCUGAAGCUAUUGCAUUUGACAUGAUAACAAUGGAGUACAGGGGAAAGGAUCUCAGAAUCUGCCUGCUUCACCCCAUACAGAAAACAUCCUUUAUGAUGUUCUACAAGCAAGCUAAAGACUGGUGGCUGUUCAGCUUUUAUUUCUGUUUGCCACUGGCUAUCACAGCACUUUUCUAUACUCUCAUGACCUGUGAGAUGUUACGAAAGAAAAGUGGGAUGCAGAUUGCUUUAAAUGAUCACUUAAAACAGAGACGCGAGGUGGCCAAGACUGUGUUCUGCCUGGUACUUGUUUUUGCCUUGUGUUGGCUUCCACUUCAUUUAAGCAGAAUAUUGAAACUCACUAUUUAUGAUCAAAAGGACCCCAAUAGAUGUGAACUUUUAAGCUUUUUUCUUGUGAUGGACUACAUUGGCAUUAACAUGGCCUCACUGAAUUCCUGCAUCAAUCCAAUUGCUCUGUAUUUGGUGAGCAAGAGAUUCCAAAACUGCUUUAAGUCAUGUUUGUGUUGCUGGUGCCAAUCCAAAGAUCUGUUGUCCCUGGAGGAAAGACAGUCGUGUUUAAAGUUCAAAGCUAAUGAUCACGGAUAUGAUAACUUCCGUUCCAGUAACAAGUACAGCUCCUCAUAAAACAGACAUAAAAGGUAUAUUCUCAUAUAUUAUCACUGGUGCCUCUUGAAGAAAAAGUAGCAAUUACUUUUAAUGAGGUGGUAGCAUUCAGAAAACUUUAGUUUUGUUUUCGCACAAAGAAGACUUGAUAAAAAGAAUUGCCCCAAAUCUGUGUAGCUCUCAAAAUCAUGGACGCUUAUAAUGUUGUCACUUACAAAACAUGAAGAAAAGCAUAAAAAAUCGUUGUUAGCACUUGAAUCCUUCUGAAUCAGCACUUCCGAACGAUCCCUGCUUCCUGUAUAUUAAAUCACCAUUUGUAUUCACCGUAACAGUUGUAGGAACUGGAGUCACAGUAAUUACUAAGCAGUAUAAUAUAACUUUAAUUGGGUCAAUGCCAGUAUUAUGUAUAACUCAAUAUAUUGUAUUAUCUUUUAUAAAGCAGAUUAACCACCA